This is a messenger RNA of Galeopterus variegatus (Sunda flying lemur), 420 nucleotides long. Its product is annotated as EF-hand calcium-binding domain-containing protein 8-like. The transcript has 4 exons. Lineage: Eukaryota; Metazoa; Chordata; Mammalia; Dermoptera; Cynocephalidae. Gene Ontology annotation, molecular function: calcium ion binding. The record is from RefSeq and is a predicted model, not a curated record. Bases 1 to 420 code for a protein of 139 amino acids.
AUGCGUAAGUCAGAUUCGUUCCAGCCACCCACUCCAGGUGGGUUACAGAAGAACAAGGAGGCCUUUAGCUCCCCGCCACCAUUCAUCACCCUUAGCCAGCCGCCUGACGUUCAGCAUGGGUCUCAGCUGUUUACCAAGCUACACCUGGCUGAGAUAGAGAAUAUGUUUGAGGAGGACGUCAACUCAACUGGAGCCCUGGACAUGGAGGCUUUCAUCAAGGCCAUGAAGAAGAUUUUGAGCAAUGUGUCGGAUGAGAUGCUAGAGGCACUAUUUUUGAAGAUGGACUCAGACUGUAAUGGCUUCGUCACAUGGCAGAAGUACGUGGAUUACUUGAUGCAGGAGUUCCAGGGAACGGAGGAGAUGAGGAAGAGCCAGUACCACCUGCGCUUCCACCUUCCCAUGAUGAUCGUCCCCCUGUAA